Molecule: messenger RNA, 1047 nt
Organism: Schistosoma margrebowiei
Lineage: Eukaryota; Metazoa; Platyhelminthes; Trematoda; Strigeidida; Schistosomatidae
Source: the annotation of a GenBank genome assembly
AUGUUAUCAUCGUCAGUUCCUCCACAUAUUCCAAUUAUGAAAUCAGAAAUUUUAAAAUAUACCCAACCGAAACCAGGUCAAGUUUAUUUAGAUAUGACUUUUGGUACAGGAGGUCAUGCAAAUGAAAUAUUGAAAUAUGCUGCCGAUAAUUUAACUUGUUACUUUCUAGACCGUGAUCCAACAAGUUUCUCAUUUAUGGAAUCACUUCGUACAAAUUAUAGCUCAUCCAAUCAUAAAAUAUAUCCACUUAUUGGACGAUUUAGUGAUCUUCCUCAAUUAUUAAGUGGCUUUGAUCUGAAAUAUCAAUCAGUUGAUUUAAUUCUGAUGGAUUUGGGUGUAAGUUCGCCACAAUUAGACAAUGAAUCUCGUGGAUUUGGUUUUAAACAUAAUGCUCCGUUAGAUAUGCGUAUGAAUCAAAGUCGAAAUGUACAAAAAGAUACACCAACUGCAGCUGAUGUUAUUAAUACAUUGAAUGCUGACGAACUGUCGAAUAUAUUCAGCAUUUAUGGUGAAGAACGUUUUUCCAGGCGUAUCGCAAACGCUAUUGUUGAUUAUAGAAAUGAUGUUGGUUCAAUUCAAACAACAAAACAGUUGGCUGAUUUAAUUCAUUCUGUUGUACCAGUGAAUAGAGAAGAUAGAGGCUCGAUUCAUCCAGCUACACGUAUAUUCCAAGCAUUACGUAUUUUCAUUAAUGAUGAACUAAACGAAUUAUGUAUCGGUCUAGAAUUAGCUGAAUUUUUAUUAAAACCCGGUGGUUAUUUAGUUGUUCUAUCAUUUCAUUCAUUAGAAGAUCGUUUAAUCAAAUGGACAUUCCAUUAUGAUUGUAAAAAUCUAUCCUUAUCAAAAUAUUUAUCACAACGAAGUCUGAAUUUUCAAUGUACUAAUAAAAGAAAAGAAUAUGAAAAUGAUGAAAUAUCAGAUGGAUCUCUGGGACAGAUAAAAUCGAAAUGGAAUUGUGUUAUUGGACCUAUAACUCCUUCCGGUUCGGAGAUAGAUUCUAACCCAAGAAGUCGUUCAGCCAAAUUACGUAUAGCGAAAAGAGCAUAA